Molecule: messenger RNA, 1803 nt
Organism: Xenia sp. Carnegie-2017
Lineage: Eukaryota; Metazoa; Cnidaria; Anthozoa; Malacalcyonacea; Xeniidae
Product: BTB/POZ domain-containing protein 6-like
Exons: 1
Coding region: 94-1419 (441 amino acids)
Biological process (GO): neurogenesis
Cellular component (GO): cytosol
Molecular function (GO): protein binding
Source: RefSeq, a predicted model, not a curated record
UUUCUCGUAAGUGCCACCGUAGUUUGCUCGCAUUCGAUGUCAUUUCAUUGAGCAUUUUUGUGUAGUUUGAGUUUCUUCAUAUUUUUCGCCGAAAUGAGUGCCAUUAAAGAAGACCCAUCUGGAUGGCAACUCAAGUGUAACACUCUUCUUGAAAGAAAUGGACAAAUGCUUCGAAACUCAUUGUUGAGUGAUAUUAGUUUUGUGAUAGUUGAAGAAAAUGAUGGGCAAGAUGCUAAUGCUGGUAGAACUCGUAGCGAAGAAAUUCCUGCUCAUAAGUACGUUCUUGCCAUCAGUUCACCUGUUUUCUUUGCCAUGUUCUACGGAGAAAUAGCCGAAAAGACUAAUGUCAUAGAUAUUCCCGAUGCUGAUAAAGAUAGUUUUGUACAGUUCCUCAGUUAUUUAUACACAGAUAAAUGUGAAUUGAAUAUGGAAAGUGUAUCGACGGUGUUUUAUCUUGCUAAAAAGUAUCUUGUGCCUUCACUAAUCAACCACUGCAUCAAUUAUUUAAUCAAGAAUUUAACUGCACAAAAUGUCUUCAGUAUUCUGUGUUUAGCCAUGCAAUUUGAGGAGACACAAUUAGUAAACAAGUGCUGGAAUAUUGUUGAAAUCCAAUGCACUGAAGCAUUAACUAGUGAUGGAUUUCUUCGUAUAUCCCUAACAAUCCUCAAGGAUCUCCUCAGUCGAGAUACCCUUGAUGUUCAGGAGAUAACACUUUUCAAAGCAUGCUCUCGUUGGGCAGAGUACCAAUGUGUUCAACUUGGUGUACCGGUCAAUUCAGAGGAAAAGCGAAAAGUUCUUGGAGAUGCUCUAGAUCUCAUUCGCUAUCUAGCCAUAGGUGAAGAUCGAUUUGCUCGUGAUGUAGUGCAAACUAAUCUACUCCCUCAUGAAACAACUGUUCACGUUUUCCUCAUGUUUAAGAAUCUCAUGAAGGAACAGAGAUUUUCCAAAAAGCCAAGAAAAAAACGAUGGGAAAUUCUUACAUGUAAUCGCUAUUCUGAUUCCAAGGCAAAAUAUUAUCUUCCUUUGGUCAAAGAUCGUGACAACUCAGGACUUCCAGACAGAAUUGCAUUCACAGUUAAUAAACGAAUCAUGAUCCAUGGCGUUCGUUUGUUUGGUGAGCACACGGGAGAGAAAUAUAAAGUUAAGCUUGACAUCAGUGAUAAUAAUAAUGAAAUAGUUGGUUCAAAGGAAGGAGAUUUCUAUUCUAAAGUCAUGAAUUAUCAAGAGAAAGGUUUGUAUGUCUUUGAUGUAUUUUUCAGUGAUCCAGUAGAGGUGAAAAUGGAACAAGGUAUACUUUGGCAGCAUUGCUUCAAGGCCCACGAACAUGUUAUGCUAUCAAUGCUUCUUCAUCAGUGGAUGCUAACGGUGUCAUCUUUACUUUUUUUGAUGUGGACAACUCUUAUAGUGAAACCAGUGUGAGGACAGGUCAGUUCAUGAAUUUAUUUUUUUCCAUGAUUUCACCGGAAGCCAUUGUGAAAUCUGAAUCACCUCAUGAGAAAAGACACCUAUCCAACAAAAAAAAGGGUUCCCAAAAAUUUGAUAGUUGAUUUAGCUCAAUCUUUUCCCAAUUAGAAAUAUGUGGAUUUGAGUGAUAAAUAGUGACUUUUCCAAAGCAAUGUCUUUGUAGUUGUAUAAGUGCUAUUGUAAAAUAUUUAUGUAACAAGAAAAAAAUGACAGUUUGAUCAAUGCAGCAACUUUGUCGCAGAAUAUUUUGACCUUAUGAAAGCAGUUGAAUACAAAAAUGGCACUUAUAUUGUGAGGAUUAAUAGCGUAACAAAGUAAAUAAACUGUUAAAGCUUGUGA